Messenger RNA from Dufourea novaeangliae, 393 nucleotides. RefSeq names its product cytochrome c oxidase subunit 7C, mitochondrial-like (gene COX7C). The transcript is spliced from 3 exons. The record is from RefSeq and is a predicted model, not a curated record. NCBI's taxonomy places the organism in Eukaryota, Metazoa, Arthropoda, Insecta, Hymenoptera, Halictidae. Gene Ontology annotation, biological process: mitochondrial electron transport, cytochrome c to oxygen. Bases 97 to 291 code for a protein of 64 amino acids.
AGCAGAGGACGAUCCAUCGCCAUUUAAGAAAUAGGGGCGAACGUAUUGUUCGCCGGUGUGAGACUCAGGACAAUUCAGGAAAGUUACUGACUGAAAAUGUUCUCGCGACAGGUUAGGAGAUUUGUGACCAGCGCUGUUAGAAGAAGCGGGGAUCAACCUGAGGGUUAUCCUGGUGCUAAUCUACCUUUCAGCAUCAAAAACAGAUACGCGUUGACUGCUAAGUUCAUUAUAUUCUUUGGAAGUGGAUUUGCUAUACCAUACCUGAUUGUCCGUCACCAGUUGUUGAAGUGAAUUGUGUAUUCCGGUAUUAACUUUAGUAUAGCCCAAUAAUGAUUAUUGUCAGGAACACUGUAAAGUAUUUGUAAGAAAAGGAUAUUAAACUACUAUGGUUCA